Molecule: messenger RNA, 1680 nt
Organism: Chondrus crispus (carragheen)
Lineage: Eukaryota; Rhodophyta; Florideophyceae; Gigartinales; Gigartinaceae
Exons: 1
Coding region: 1-1680 (559 amino acids)
Source: RefSeq, a predicted model, not a curated record
AUGUCGUCCCACGCAUCGCAUAGCGUGCCAAGUGUAGAUGAGAUUCAUGCGUCGAUCUUUCAGGCGUUUGGACAAGACGAAGGCGGUCAGUUUUUCGAUAGCACCGAGAAAAAGUGCAGUGCCUGGAGUGAUGUCGGUAUUGAUCCAAUGCAGCCUGAGUCAGGUUCAGGUACAGGUGUUACGGACAAAGACGCGUCAUUACGGCCCCCAACUAGCACGCAGAACGGCAGCAAAGUGAAAAAUCAAGACAAACGGCAAUCUCCUGUGACACGAAAAAGGCCGCGGAAUACCUGUUCUAAUUUUCGGUCGAAGGACAUCCCGAUGGAUCGCAAACAGCUGAGAGAUGCGUCCUCGAACCCUCUCUUACCGCGCAGAAACGGGAACAAGGAAUACCCAAGACCUGCUGCCCGUCAGAGACCGAUCAAGAUAAAAGGUCCACGAAAAAAGGAGGAAGCGCAAAACGUUUUGACAUGCAGCGGUCGACCCACAGUCGCCAGGGCAAUGGAGAAAGUUCCACAGAAUGGAAAUAAGCGAACUAGACUUCAUGAGCGCCGAAUCCCGGAUGACAAGGUUCAGCACAAGGUGCAUCCUUCAGUUCUGAAGGAGCUUAAUUCUGUGACAUGUUUCGUAUGUGAAGAAUCUACCCAUGACGACAGCUUGGUUCUAUGCGAUGCAUGUUUUGGGGGCUGCCAUGUAUUUUGCAUGCGUCCAACGCGAAAAACAAUUCCUUUAGGAGCUUGGCUGUGCCCAGGCUGCCAUCACGCUGCAAAAAUACAUGACAUACCAGUGUCUCAGAUGGUUGAUUUGAGAUGGUUCUUGAAUUGCUUAGAAUGCUACAGACGAAAUGACCCGGACAUGAAAUUGGAUUGUGACAAAGCAUGCGCCACCUGCAAAAUAGCUUUCCAUAGCGCAUGUCUUCUGCUCUAUAAGAAAGCGACAAGCAGCCAAUUGAAGAAUCCUGGGUGGAAAUGCCCCGCCUGUGUACAGCUACCAGACAGUGACAAGCCUGCCAGCCCUAAGGGCUCAAACCCCAAUAGAUUUAAUAUAGAACAUGCGAAAGGCGUCAUUUCGAAACCAGUAUCUACUCCGGAUGGCAAGCAAGAAAUGAAAUUCAAUCAUUUUAUAACGCCAGAUGUCAAGAAUGCCGUUCCAAGACAUGAGUCACGGGUGGGACGAGAAUCGUCUGUGAAGCAGGAGCAGACCGCUCUCUGUCAGACUUGUUACACAACAGAAAGAUCUGGACUAACAACUGUCAGCCAUGAGAUAGCGUGUGAGGCGCAGGCAGAUACUGUCGAGAUAGGCGCGGCAUGCAAUCGUUUUGUGCAUGAGAGCGUACGAGGUCAAGAUUUUGACUUCCAAAGUAUAAAAUCAGAGGCGAUACUGAGGACAAGCUACCCAAACGUGAAUGUCGACGAAGAGGAUGAAGUGCUUGACGGAAGUGGGCUGAAUACGUUCCUAUAUGCACAAUCCGGCAGAAAUUCAUAUUUGAAAGCUGAUUCCUCUCGCCGGAAGACAUGCAAUGUCUCUUCAUUACUUCGUUCUUCGGUGGCGGAACAAAACUUCACUGGUUCCAAGGUUUUAAAACGAAGGUUUUCAAGCGACAUCAUUUCUAGUCGAAACCCCAGGAACACGAAAGGUCAAGACGGACACGAUUUCCCCACACGAAAGAAGUACAAAUAG